Pundamilia nyererei is the source of this 700-nucleotide messenger RNA. Its product is annotated as ubiquitin-conjugating enzyme E2 variant 1-like. The record is from RefSeq and is a predicted model, not a curated record. Lineage: Eukaryota; Metazoa; Chordata; Actinopteri; Cichliformes; Cichlidae. Bases 55 to 498 code for a protein of 147 amino acids. The transcript has 4 exons.
ACCGCUGGCUACAAUGGUAAAAGUGCGUGCUCGCUCCCGCUGUGUAGCGACAAGAUGGCGGUCGCCGCCGGAUCAGGCGUUAAAGUUCCUCGCAAUUUCCGGCUCCUGGAAGAGCUGGAGGAAGGUCAGAAAGGUGUGGGAGAUGGAACGGUGAGCUGGGGCUUGGAGGAUGAUGAGGACAUGACCUUAACACGAUGGAGAGGGGUGAUCCUUGGCCCCCCAAGGACAAGCUAUGAAAACAGGAUGUACAAUCUGAAGGUUGAAUGCGGGCCAGGAUACCCAGAAUCACCACCUUUUGUCAGAUUUGUGACAAAGAUAAACUUGAAUGGCGUGCACACCUCCAACGGUGUGGUUGACAUGCAUGCAGUGUCUGCGCUGGCCAAGUGGCAGAACUCCUACAGUAUCCGGAUGGUGCUGCUGGAGCUUCGACGGCUCAUGACCUGCAAGGAAAACAUGAAGCUUCCUCAGCCACCUGAAGGGCAGAUCUACACCAACUGAGCCCCUGCUACUUUUGACUCCAUGUUUUCUUUUUGUUUCCCACUUGUUCCUCUCUCUGUUUUGCUUUCAUCCCUUUAUCCCAUCCCCCGCCAUGUGACAUUCCACCUCCUAUCAACACCUUGGCUGAAUGCACACACAACAGAAAACUUAUGAAUACAAGCAGAUACAUGCAGACGUACACACAGACACUGCUGUAAACACA